CAGCCCGCCACUCGCGCUCGGAGCGAGCCUAGCUCAUCUUCGGCCGGACUCAUACUUCUACGUGGCCUUUUAUUGCUUUUCUUCAUGUGGAGAGAAGCAGACAAAAAUUCCACUACAAAGUCUAAAAAUGAACCAACAAGCGGACAACUGGACGUUGCACAAUAGCUCGUCAGAGGAGGAGAAGGAGGCCAUUUCCCCCAGGAGCAAUGUCACCUACGUGGGAUUUUACCUGCACCACCCAUCCACGGCAGCCAUUUUCAUAGUGUCCUACCUGCUCAUCUUCUUGGUGUGCAUGGCAGGAAAUGGCGUGGUGUGUUUUAUCGUGCUGCGCAGCCGCAACAUGCGUACCGUCACCAAUUUGUUCAUCCUCAACUUGGCCAUCAGCGAUCUCCUGGUGGGAAUCUUCUGCAUGCCCACUACGCUUCUUGAUAACAUCAUUACAGGGUGGCCCUUUGGAAGCUUGGUGUGCAAAAUGAGCGGCAUGGUACAAGGUAUCUCCGUGUCGGCGUCUGUCUUCACCCUGGUGGCCAUCGCCGUUGACAGAUUCCGCUGCAUCGUCUACCCAUUCAAGCAGAAGCUGACCAUCUCCACCGCCACCUUAAUCAUUGUCAUCAUCUGGGUGCUGGCCAUCUCCAUCAUGUGUCCCUCUGGCGUGAUGCUACAGGUGACGCAGGAGCAAAGCAUCCGAGUGCUGCUGGGCUACGACAACAAAUCCACUCCUUUUUACUGGUGCAGGGAGAACUGGCCCAACCAGGAGAUGCGCAAGAUCUACACCACCGUCUUGUUCGCCAACAUCUACCUGGCGCCACUCUCCCUCAUUGUGGUUAUGUACGCACGCAUCGGGAUCACGCUUUUCAAGACCGCCAUGCCCACCGAGGGCAAACCGGGUCAGGACAACCGCCACGGCGUUUCCAAGAAGAAGCAGAGGGUGAUCAAGAUGCUUCUAAUUGUGGCCUUGCUCUUCAUCCUGUCCUGGUUGCCGUUGUGGACCCUCAUGAUGUUGAGCGACUACGCCAGAUUGACGGAGCAGCAGUACCGCAUUGUCAACAUCUACAUUUACCCCUUCGCGCACUGGCUGGCCUUCUUCAACAGUAGCGUCAACCCCAUCAUCUACGGGUUCUUCAACGAGAACUUCCGCAGAGGAUUUCAGGUGGUCUUCAAGUUCAGCCUGUGCGCGGCAGACGGGCAGCGGAGGAAAACUUACUCGCACCGCCUGCAGCAGAACUCGGUGCUGCCGGCCAAUAACGCGCAAACCUCCUUGGAACCCAUCUCGCUCAACAGCUUAGACAAAAGCAGCUCCAGGAGGAAUCGCCAAGUGGCCGAGCAGGACUUGGUUUUGGAGGACUUGGAAAAGGGCUCCUGCAGUAGUGGCGGCGUGACGGCCGUGUCCAUUUGAACUAGGAAGCUACCUCCAAGGACAUGAAGACUCGUUGCCGAGCUUCUAUCAUACUUUUCAGCUCAAUCUUGGUGGAGGACCUUCCCCAAAACAUGGUGUAUAAAUGUAUAAAGAACUUCAUCGACAUGUGCAAUGCAGACUCCAGAAGCAGAAAAAAAUGCUGAAAAAAAAUUCUUGCCUCUACUGACCUCAAAGCACUUUGCGAAUAUGUUUUUUUCUGGCUAGCUUCUAAAAGUUGAUCACAGGUCAACUCAUUGUCUCUCAUUGACGGUGAUAUACGUCAAAUCCAAGGCACCUUCCCAUUUCAAAUGGGAUUGGACGUCUUACUCCAGUGUAAAAAUGCAAACUUCCGGUAAGUUAGGCUAAUUUAACUGCGUCAGUGCCAUUGACGAUGAUAGACGUCCAAUCAGGUGACUCUUUUCAUCCUACUUUUGUGAAUUUUAAUUUGUUGAGUCACCAGCCACUUCCUGUUAAUUUUGUGGCGUUUACAGGUCAUUUCCUGUGGAUUUUGGGUCACCCCCUGUUGAUCUUGGGGCAUUUACAUGUUAGUUACUAUCACGUUCUUUCAAUUUAGGUUCAAUUCCAGGUCACUUCAUAUUUUUUUGAGGAUUUCUGGGUCACUUCUUGUUGAUUUAUGGUCAAUUCGUGUUGAUUUUGGGUCACUUCCUAUUGAUUCUGGGACA
Molecule: messenger RNA, 2079 nt
Organism: Corythoichthys intestinalis (scribbled pipefish)
Lineage: Eukaryota; Metazoa; Chordata; Actinopteri; Syngnathiformes; Syngnathidae
Gene: npffr2a
Product: neuropeptide FF receptor 2a
Exons: 4
Coding region: 128-1396 (422 amino acids)
Biological process (GO): regulation of adenylate cyclase activity; cellular response to hormone stimulus; G protein-coupled receptor signaling pathway
Cellular component (GO): plasma membrane
Molecular function (GO): peptide binding; opioid receptor binding; neuropeptide receptor activity
Source: RefSeq, a predicted model, not a curated record